Messenger RNA from Varroa destructor (honeybee mite), 3635 nucleotides. RefSeq lists its product as uncharacterized. The record is from RefSeq and is a predicted model, not a curated record. NCBI's taxonomy places the organism in Eukaryota, Metazoa, Arthropoda, Arachnida, Mesostigmata, Varroidae.
UCCUUUAGUUCUUUCAUUCGCUGAUUCGUCGCCUUACAGGCCGACCACCAAUCAAUUCCUGCUCAAAUGUAAAUGUUGACUUGGCCCGAAUAUAUCACGGUACCUGAACGCUGUAAGUCUUUGUAAGACGCUCUCACUUCAUCCUUGGAAGGAAAUCCAUAUUUGUUUGCAUGCUGGUCUAGCGGCAUAGGCGGACGCCCGACCGCUCGUCCUUCCGCCACCCUCCGCUCAGUUCCCAUAGGAUGCGUUCAAGCUUGUUUUGCUUGGUGCUUACCCACCGUCUGCGGGUCGGUAUCGCGCAUUGAGUUCUGCUGCUUCUCUGCUAUGGACUUUCCUAGUGCUGAUAGUGGCUAGCGACCGCAGACACCAGGUAGCACUGCUUUCAUUCAGCAUAAACAAAUGACGAAAAAUCGUAACGCCCGUAAAAAUAGCAAACGUAAAACUUCACCAUGUAAUCCAAAAGGUGACGAGCAACUAUUGAGGUUUGCAUUGAGCAGUGGACAAUCAAUAGAAAUUCGAUCGUCGGAAAAGUUACAAGCGACUCGGUUAUGCGGUGAAAGCCCGGACCAUCCAGAUUUCACCCUCUGUGACCUAAUUUUCGAUGCAACCUCUUCACGGAUUUGCCUACCCAGAGAACUCUGGGACAAUGAGCUGGUCGAGUCGGUUUCGUCUUCAUUGCUGCAUCUGCUAUUUGGUGUCCAAGAUGCGACAUCGGACGCCAGCGAACGAAACCCGCCGACGCCGCGUGAAGCUUUGCAUGCUGUUCCCUGGCUAAUUAGCGGGAGGCACGCCAUACUUCUACCUGAAGAUGGUAGACCUUGCCUUGUAGCAGAUCUGAGCACCGAUGGAGAUCAUAGUGAUCAUAACGGGGCGCUGUCGCUCCAAGAAGCCGUUCCACUGAAAAAAUGCCGCCUUCCACGUUUCGCGGUCCAUCAGACGAUGGCGACCCUCACGUUGGUUUUCUAUGUUCAGAACUUUGAUAGAAACUCUCUAGCCGUUACAUUUUGCAAUUGCAACUCGUUGUUACGUAUCGAGUUUUGCUUAGACAGUGAGUUCCACACGACAUACCGUGUUGUUCUCGGCCAUCCGUCGCUUGAAAACGCACUCAUGUUUCCGCAGAGCGUCCGGGCUGAGGUGCACCGUGAUUCUGCGUUCAUUCUGUAUAUAGACAAGGCUGAAGGCGAGCAUGUGCUGUGGACGGAAAUGCUGGUAGGGGCUGGCGGCACAUCGACCCUUAACCACUACUCUCUUGUCGAUGAUAACGUUGAUGAUAAGAUUUGUGAUACAUGCACAACACACCCUGCUCGAAGUAUGAGUGAAGGAAGCAGUGGCGAUUCGGAAAUAGCGAGGCCUACGUUAGAAAGGCGAUUUAGCGCACCCUGUGAACCUCUAUCCCUAUGUCCUCCAUCUCCAGAUCGAGUCUUGGGUAGGGGAAUUCUCAAAAACCGUCGAUUAUGCUCGCGAACGCUAAGCGAAUGUUCAAGGUCACUAGAAUUCAGCUCAUGGGAUAUUUCUGAAAGUCUACGAAGUUCGUCGACCUCGACAAUGCACAUCGAUGACGUUAAAAGAGUCACAUUCAAUAACAAGGUUCUAGAGACCAAGUAUAGACCUGAAGGAAUAUCAAUAAAACGACGAACUCAGCGCACCAGAUCGCUAUCAGAUUCAUCGGAUCCGGACGAGUCAGAAGAGACCGAUUCUAUCUGUGGUGAUCUCAGGGAGGGCCUAACCUUGAGAACAUCGGUGAUUGCUCAGUCCAAGGAACGUGGACAUGCUCUACACGUAAAGGAAGACCAGUUUCUCCUUGAGAUGGACGACAAAUAGCUCUGCUUAUCAAGGCCAAUCUGCAGUUAAAAAAAAACACAAGAUGCCCUUAGAAACCACCUGAUGGACAAUGGGCCCAUGGUGUUUGCAAUGGGACGAUCUCUACAGGACCAACAAGGGCCGCGUGCUCUCCGGGAAUUCUCACUUAUAUAUGUGGCCCGACCUGUGGCCCGCCAUAUACAGAAUUAAAUUUUUUCUACAAUAUAGCGUUAAUAUAUUCGGGUGUGAGAAACCCUUUUUACGAAAUAUAUGUUGGUGUUCAUUGAAUCUUCAGGCUAGGCAGGAACUGAAGGUAUAUGCUUUUAAAGAGUUUGUUGUUUCGUAUUGCUUUAAGCAGCGAUCUAUCAGAGAGCCCUAAUAGAUUUCUCCGGGAACAUAAGGGAUAUAAUGAAUAUAUGAUAGCAGCCUUACGUGCCCUGUAUGGAAUCAUAGGGCACUAUACAGAUCGGCUUAAGCUCGAGCCGCGGCUCAAAGCUGCGCUCUUUAUUUUAAUAAUCAUUUAAUCGGAAUCAUAUUUUCGCCAUAGAGAGCUUCCCCAUUUGUCAAAAAGUCUAUCCCGUGGCGAGUGAUAAUGAACAUAUUAAAAUUCUAUAAUAGGAAAACAGAUAUUACUUAAGAGGUAACAGAAAAGAAUGUCGACCCAUUAAUUAAAUGAAAAUGGUAUCGUCACACACCUACAUACAACUGAACAUAAUGGGUCCGAUUAUAUACAAACCGAUAUAAGAUACAGUAUACAGAUAUUGUACAAUCACCUUCAGUACAAAGUAUGCGACGUCCAGCGUAAAAACCUGGGUCGAGAAUGAACGCCCGUUCGUAAUAAGUGAUUCGAUAUUACUAUUGUUUAGAUGAUUGCUUUAUUGCUUUUAUUGCUUUUUUAUUUAUCAUUAUUGCUACUUAAGACUUUCAUAUACACUUAGGAUAAGUUUACACUCGACGCACCAGCGGGUAUUAUGUGUUUAUUAAAUAUGUUUAGUUUGACCGGAUAAAUUUGCCUAUUUAUUAUUAUUAUUAUACUUGCAUCCAUGCUUUUUUCAUCAUGAGUUCUUCAGAUGUGAAACGUCUACAAGUUCAUAGAUUAGUUAGUUAUUCCAGUAAAUUGAAUACUGUUUGUCUGAUACAACUUAACCGUAAAUAUUCUAUUUAUAAAAACUAAUCUGACCGAACUUCUAAGCAGUAACUCUAACGAAACGUUUGACGAGGCUGUUCGCGAUAGAGAAUCGUAAAUGAGAUAGUUUAAAAGUUACGAGCUACUCUUCCCUCUUAGGCAGUCCCUUCAGUUACGAGAAGACUAUAGCAAAAAUCCAAAUGUAGUUCAAAUACUGUAGCAUUACACAGUUGUAUACUAUAUAUUUCCGAGUAUUUUUCUCUAUUUACAUCAAGUGUCUGGAGUGUUACGCUAUGAUCAAGGAUCCCACACUACCUGUCAACAUGAUGUCGUACAAUCUAUAGCUAAAGUACUUGUAUGUAUGUUAAUGGGCUCGAUUUCGACAUUUUUCGUCUGAACAGCGUCAGCUCCGGUGGUGUUAUGGCAAAGGAGCAAUCACUACGUGUUGAAUUCAUAGCUAAUCAGGGUUUUAGUUUGACAAAAGGCACCAGCUAGUUCAUACGUCUCUCAAUGAGACAGUGCGUUAUGAAAAUGAAUCGAUCGUUAUUGGGUUAAAGUAUGAGGUAACUUGAAACAAACUGCUACAGGUCGAAGCCCCUUAUUAGACUAAUAUCUGCCAUGCAUGUUGUGCAUGAUUCAGUGAUAUAUUAAUAAUUCAGAUUUUUAAUAGAUUUUUCACUGUCAUAAGCCAGUCGUGCUGCUUUAUAUU